Molecule: messenger RNA, 3761 nt
Organism: Tripterygium wilfordii
Lineage: Eukaryota; Viridiplantae; Streptophyta; Magnoliopsida; Celastrales; Celastraceae
Exons: 15
Coding region: 105-3722 (1205 amino acids)
Molecular function (GO): hydrolase activity, acting on ester bonds
Source: RefSeq, a predicted model, not a curated record
CAUUGGAAAAGUCUAGAACUUUGAAGUUGUAAUCAUGUUAUAAAUCCCUGUAUCUUCAAUCUCAUCGAAACCCAAAAAAAUUUCAGUUCCAAUCCAUAAUCGUGAUGGAAAUCCCCAUUUACAUCAACAUCUCUAUCUUUAUUGCCCUUGUUACUUUAACUUGCGUUUGGAAUCCUACUCUCUCUUUGAAAACCUGUGAUUUCCCUGCUAUUUUCAAUCUCGGCGACUCGAAUUCGGACACCGGUGGGUUAGCUGCUUCCUUGAUCACCCCUACUCCGCCUUAUGGAGAGACGUUUUUUCACAUGCCGGCGGGGAGGUUCUCGGACGGACGACUCAUCAUCGAUUUUAUUGCAAAAAGUUUUGAUCUGCCAUAUGUGGAUGCGUAUCUUGAUUCUUUGGGGACCAACUUCUCGCAUGGUGCAAACUUUGCCACAGCAUCUGCCACCAUUGGACUACCGAGCAGGAUUAUUCCUGGCGGCGGAUUCAGUCCAUUUUAUCUAACUAUACAGUAUGACCAGUUCAUACAAUUCAAACGCAGAUCACAAAUGGUUAGAAAAAAAGGUCCAUUUUUUGCAAGUUUGAUGCCCAAAAAAGAGUACUUUUCAAAAGCUUUGUAUACAUUCGACAUCGGCCAAAAUGAUCUUGGAGAAGGAUUUUUCGCUAACAUGUCCAUAGCAGAAGUUAACGCUUCUGUUCCUGGAAUUGUCGAUGAGUUUGUUACAACUGUGAAGAACAUAUACAAAUUAGGAGGUCGAUCAUUUUGGAUUCAUAACACUGGACCAGUAGGUUGCUUACCUUAUAUUUUAGCGAACUUUCUCUCGGCUGAGAGGGACAAUGUUGGUUGUGCAAAGUCUUACAACGAAGUCGCUCAGUACUUUAACUAUAAGCUGAGAGAAGCCGUAUUUCAACUGAGGAAUGAUUUUCAGGAUGGUGCAUUCACUUAUGUUGACAUCUACUCUGCAAAGUACUCUCUCUUUAAGGAACCAAAAAGAUAUGGAUUUGAACUUCCACUUGUAGCUUGUUGUGGCUACGGGGGCCAGUAUAACUAUAGCGACAGUGUUGGUUGCGGAGGAACGACCACAAUUAACGGCACACAAAUAUUUGUUGGUUCAUGUGAACGCCCUAAUGUUCGAGUAAAUUGGGAUGGUAUACACUAUACAGAGGCGGCUGCUAAAUUUGUUUUUGAUCAAAUUUCAACGGGAAACUUGUCAGACCCGCCGAUUCCCUUGAGAAUGGCAUGCCACAGGACUAUAGGCUCUAGUCAUGACCUCAUGUAUAUACUGAUGGAGCUCCCCUAUCAACUCAACAUCUACCACUUCGUACUCAUCCUUUGUUUCACUUGCAUUUGGCAUCCAAUCUUCCCUUUACAAAGUUGCGACUUCCAAGCCAUCUUCAACUUCGGCGAUUCAAAUUCGGACACCGGCGCCAUAGCUGCCACUCCCUUUCUCCCUCCCCCUACUGUGCCCAAUGGACAAACAUUUUUUCACAUGCCUUCGGGGAGGUACUCCGAUGGACGUCUCAUCAUCGAUUUCAUCGCACAAAGUUUUGGGCUACCAUAUUUGAGUUCAUAUCUUGAUUCUUUGGGUACAAACUUCUUGCAUGGUGCAAACUUCGCCGCCGGGGGAGCCACAAUCAUACCUUUCCCGAAUCCUCUCGUUCCCCUCUAUCUUACCAUGCAGUACCGCCAAUUUGAACAAUUCAGACUCAGAUCACAAAUCAUCCGAGAAAAAGGUGGAAUAUUCGCAAGUAUGAUGCCCAAAGAGGAAUAUUUUUCGAAUGCUCUGUAUACGUUUGACAUUGGACAAAAUGAUAUUGGAGGAAAAUUGUUUUUGGCUGACAUGUCGAUACAACAAAUCAAUGCAUCUAUUCCUCAUGUUAUCAACGAAUUUAUUGCAAAUGUGAAGAAUAUAUACAAGUUAGGAGGUAGAUCAUUCUGGAUUCAUAACACAGGGCCAAUUGGUUGUUUGCCUACGUUUUUGACCAUCUCUAACUCGAUUGAAAUGGACGAUGUCGGUUGCGCAAAGCCUUACAAUGGAUUGGCUCAGUAUUUUAACUAUAAGUUGAAAGAAUCCAUACUGCAACUAAGGAAGGAUUUUGAAGAUGUUGCAAUAACUUAUGUUGAUGUCUACUCUGUCAAGUACUCUCUCUUUAAAGAGCCAACAAAAUAUGGAUUUGAGUUCCCGUUGGUAGUCUGUUGUGGAUAUGGAGGCAAGUACAACUUUAGUCUAAGUGCUGGAUGCGGAACAACAUUAACAAUUAACAAUGCACAAACAUCUCUUGGUUCAUGUGAAGAUCCUGAGGCAGCAAACAAAUUUGUAUUUUAUCAAAGUAACGAUACACAAAUAUUUGUUGGUUCCUGUGAACACCCUGAUGUGCGGGUUAGCUGGGAUGGCACACACUACACAGAGGCAGCUAACAAAUUUGUAUUUGACCAAAUUUCAACUGGACUUUACUCAGACCCGCCCGUUCCCUUGAAGUUGGCAUGCCAAAGGGACCCCCAGUUUUUUGUACCUUCAGAAACCAAAAAUUUUCACUUCCAAUCUAUAAUCGUGAUGGAGAUCCCUAUUUACAUCAACGUUUCCAUCGCUUUAGUCUUUGUUACUUUAACUUGCAUUUGGAAUCCAACCUUCUCCUUGAAAAGUUGUGAUUUCCCUGCUAUUUUCAAUCUUGGCGACUCUAAUUCGGACACCGGUGGGUUAGCUGCUUCCUUGAUCACCCCUACUCCGCCUUAUGGAGAGACGUUUUUUCACAUGCCGGUGGGGAGGUUCUCCGACGGACGACUCAUCAUCGAUUUUAUUGCAAAAAGUUUUGACCUGCCAUAUCUGGAUGCAUACCUUGAUUCUUUGGGGACCAACUUCUCGCAUGGUGCAAAUUUUGCCACGGCAUCUUCCACCAUUGGACUACCGACCACGAUUAUCCCUGUCCGCCGUGGAUUCAGCCCAUUUUAUCUAACUAAACAGUAUGACCAGUUCAUACAAUUCAAACGUAGAUCGCAAAUGAUUCGAAAAAAAGGUGAAAAAACUUUUGCCAGUUUGAUGCCCAAAGAAGAGUAUUUUUCAAAAGCUUUGUAUACAUUCGACAUCGGCCAAAAUGAUCUUGCAGAAGGAUUUUUGACGAACAUGUCCAUAGCAGAAGUUAACGCUUCUGUUCCUGGCAUUGUUGAUGAGUUCGUUACGACGGUGAAGAAUAUAUACAAGUCAGGAGGUCGAUCAUUCUGGAUUCAUAACACGGGACCAAUAGGUUGCUUACCUUACAUUUUAACUAACUUUCUCUCGGCUGAGAGGGACAAUGUUGGUUGCGCAAAGCCUCACAACGAAGUAGCUCAGAAUUUUAACCAUAAGCUGAGAGAAGCCGUAUUUCAACUGAGGAAUGAUUUUCAGGAUGGUGCAUUCACUUAUGUUGACAUCUACUCUGCAAAGUACUCUUUCUUUAAGGAACCGAAAAGAUAUGGAUUUCAGCUUCCACUUGUAGCUUGUUGUGGCUAUGGGGGCAAGUAUAACUAUAGCAACAGCGUCGGUUGUGGAGGAACGAUCACAAUUAAUGGUACACAAAUAUUUAUUGGUUCAUGUGAACUCCCCAAUGCUCGAGUAAAUUGGGAUGGUGUACACUACACAGAGGUGGCUGCUAAAUAUGUUUUUGAUCAAAUUUCAACUGGAAACUUCUCAGACCCGCCGAUUCCCUUGAAAAUGGCAUGCCACAGGACUAUAGACAUUGAAAUGUGAAUCUUAGAUUCAUGUUCAUCUAUUAUAUACAACGUAUUA